Molecule: messenger RNA, 3368 nt
Organism: Strongylocentrotus purpuratus (purple sea urchin)
Lineage: Eukaryota; Metazoa; Echinodermata; Echinoidea; Camarodonta; Strongylocentrotidae
Product: cytochrome b561
Exons: 6
Coding region: 335-1069 (244 amino acids)
Molecular function (GO): oxidoreductase activity
Source: RefSeq, a predicted model, not a curated record
UAGUCGACGCCCUUGUGCCAAAGUAACAUGAUAAUACCCUGUCCAUUUAUAAGCAUCCGUCUUGAAAAUUUACCAGGGUUUGAGUUUAAAACACCUCCCUGAAGAUACUAAUGAAUGCUGGCUCGUGCAUAAUGAAGGGACCAGUAAUAUAGAGUUAUAGGUUCUUUGGGAGAAUUCAAGUAAGAAAUAGGCUUAGAUCCGAAUAUAAGACCAUUGAUUGGCUCGUGGAAGGGACCAGUAAUAUAAAGUUAUAGGUUCUUUGGGAGAAUUCAAGUAAGAAACAGGCCUAGAUCCGAACAAAAGAUAGUUGAUUGUUAACCGGGCCCUGUCAUCCAUGUUGUACAUACUAAUUGGUAUAGCCGAGGCAUUAUGCGUAGCUGCCUUGGUAUUGGUCGGGAUAUGGAUGGGCGUGUACCGAGGGGGCGUGGCUUGGGAUGGAUCCACCUCCGAAUUCAACGUCCAUCCAAUCAUGAUGACGCUUGGUCUCAUUGUCUUCAAUGGUAACGCCCUAAUGCUGUACCGUGCAUGUCGGCGGACGCCACACGUUUGGGUAAAAACGGCACACGUGGUCUUACACUGUCUUGCCCUCAUCUGCGCAUGCGUAGCUCUAGCGGCCGUCUGGCAGUACCAUGAUGCCAAUGGUUUACCAAACGUCUACUCAAUCCAUAGCUGGAUUGGAAUAACCGUCUUCAUCCUUUUCGCUGUUCAGUGGUUGAUUGGGUUAUUCAUGUUCGCAUUUCCAUGUGCUAGUCUACAACAACGAGAUAGAUACAAGCCUCUUCAUAUCUUCUUAGGGGUCUUUAUCUUCGGAGGUGCGUGUGCUGCCGCCCUCAUCGGCAUCGAAGACAAGCUGAUGUUGUCCAUAUCCACGACGUAUUCCUCGCGUCCACCAGAAGCCUACGUAGCCAACUUCUUUGGUUACGUCAUACUUGCCCUGGCAGCUGUCGUGACCUUCAUUGUGACCUUUGCCCCUUGGAAGAGACCUGAAGACAUUGCGUCAGAGUGGCAGCCUAUUGUGACGUCUACUCCUGCAAGAGGCUUGAACAUCCAAGAACCAUCCGAUUUAUAAACAGGGUCUUUAACAGAUCGUAAAGACCUUCGAGAAAUCAACUCAAGGCCAAUUUCAAUAUCACAUUAUACAUGUAUGAUUAUGUCAAAGAAAUCAUGUUGGGUUAUGGUCAUGGUUAUAAUUGCAGAUGGGUGACGGACAAGGCUAUUGGAAUUUACUUUAGAUUUUUUUUCCUCGAAAAUCUUUACGUUCGUGUUUUAAUUAAAAUAUGAAAAUGUAAAAAUAUAAUCUUAAAUAGUCUUACCGGCUAUUUUUUUUUUGUAUUGCUUGUGGCAGGGGAGGGGGAGGGCAUUUUGUGAAUUUCCGUUCUCUCUUGGAAGCCUGUAACUAAAGGCUAGUUCAAAAAUGACGCGGCAUGUUUUCUGUUUCUUCUAAUGAUGACGUAAAGUGAUAAAGCGUAUCUAAUAACACACACCUCUGUGAAUACAGGCAACAUGCCCUUCAUUUGCACGUAAAAGAAAAACUGCUGCGCGUUUUUUUUUUUUUUUUUUUUUUUCUUCUUCUUUUUUUCGCUGCGUUCAACUGCGCCAUAUCAGAACAAGCCUUUACUGGGUAUUCAAUAUUAUUAUUUGUAAGAGGUUAGAUGGCUAUAGUGGUGUCGUGGUCGAGUGCAUAUGUCACUGGACUGUCGAUCACAAGGUCCGCGGCACUAAUGUCCUUUGGCAAGACAUUGAUCUACAUUUGCCACACCCAACCCAGGUGCUUUAAAUGGGUACCUGGCGUGGCAGGAAUUAAUUCCGUAAUGGGGCCGUGCUAAAGCCAGGGUAAUAACCGGGAGCGCCUGGAGUGUCAAGUCUGACAGACAUGAGAGCUAUACAAGAACCCACUAUUAAUACUAUUAUUAUAUGAUCUGUACCCUCAUUCAAAGUACAACAGCACCACUAAUGAGAGAAAUACUACUUUGAAUCUAUUUCAAGUUCAGGCUCAAAUUUCGUUCAUUCGUUUUUACUUGUAUCCAAAAAUGCAAUCAAUGUAAGUUAUGAAGUUUUGUGUGAGAACAGAUGAACAAUGCAGUUAUACUAGCAUGAUUGCAAAUAGGAUUAAUCUAAUGUCGAAUAAGGUAAGACAAUCGGGAUGAUACCAGUGAUUAAUGGUAAAUAAAGAGAUAAGAAGGGAUAGAUGCGAUAGAAAUAUUUACAAUUUAUUUUGUAUUUACCUAUUAUAUGACAUUUUAAAGGAAAAGUCCACCCUGAUAUAAGUGGGUUUAAAUAAGAUUGAUGUACUGGGCUAUAGCAGGAAAUACGGGAGUGUGAAGAGGAAUGAUCAGAUAUAUAGUGAGGAAGAAGUUAUGAUCAUGAAGCUACAUGAAGCUAUAUGUAGCUGUAUGUUAGGUUUAAUACAGGCAAUGUUUAGUGAUGGUUUAUUUUUUAUAUGUAUCUUUUUUGUUAUGUACCAAUCAUUAUUGAUGACCUGUAAAUAUUGUGAUAUUAGUUUUAAUUUAAUAAAACAUACAAAUAAAAAAAUUAAUUGAUUUAAAUAGAAGUAGACAAAUGAGAGGAGCAUGUCAGUGAAAGUUUGAGCAAAGACCCGCAUUCAAAAUAAGAAAGUUAUGAAAUAUUUCAAUUUCAAUUUAUUCAUGUUCCAAUAAAACAUUACACAUCAAUUAUAAGCAUUUAAAACAAAUGUAGAAAUACAUGUUGAAAACAGAGGGGUCUUCUAAAAACAAUUCUUGUACAAGUGUGAACACCUCAAAUGAUACUUAGGAAUAAUGAGUAAUUAACAAGUCCGUAUAACUACAAAAGGAACUUCAACAUAGGGGGUAAGGGGGAUGCUAACAGAGACGAGAAAGGGACGAGCCAUCGUCACCUAUAUGCCUUAAUAGAAGCAGCCGAUGGUCUCUUUCAGUUAUUAUCUAAUCUAAAAGUAUAUACCUAAUAUAAGGAUAGAUAAUAAUUGAAAUGAUACAUGUAUAUAGUACACAAACAGUCAAUGCUAUCUAAAUAUAAAGCGCUAAAUUUUUUUCUCUCCCUCGCUUGUAAGAAUUUAGAAACUAGAUAAGUCAUAAUGUGUGCAUGAGACGUCUAGUAAAUCAUUGUUUUUUGAUAACUGUAUUCGACUGUGGUUUUUUGCUUUCAGCAGAAAUAUUAAGGGUAAAUAUUCAGACUGCUCCUCGGACAAUAAGAACACAGUCAUCAUCAAUCAUGUACAGGAACUUGAGUGAUUCCUACUACUGUAUGUCUGUAUAUAUCUUCAACUGGUGUAUAUUUCUGUACAUGUAUUACAUAAUAUAGGUCAUAUAUACAUUUCCUUUGUUAAGUCUCGAUAUGGUCUUAAUUAAAAAAUCUUGAAUUAAAACAAA